GCUAACCAAACUUUUCCAAUUUAUCAAAGGUUGUCAUUUCGUAAUGAUCCUUAUGUUUUGGCAUUGUUAAAAAAGUGUUUGUUUAUUUUUGAAUUUAAUGGAUUUACCUAAUAAAUAUGGCAGAAAAUGCGGCCAAUUUUACUCAAAUUUUACAGGAAAAACCGUCAAUUUUUGAAAUAAUAGCACAGAAAUCCUUACAUGAUACUCUACACCCUGCAUUACAGAGAGUUGCUUUGUUUUUGUCAAGUAAUUUUCCUCAAAAAUUUGGCUGGCUGAACAAAUAUUACGAAGAGACUUAUUUAGCUUUAAACUAUGUUCUUCAAUACCAAUACUUAAAAUACUAUGAUUCCUCAUUCUCAGAAAACUUCUACGGACUCAAACGAGUAACUUUAAGCAAUAGUAAACUUUCAGAACAAAAUAAAAACUUAUCUUUAGCUGUGUUAGUGAUAUUGCCCUAUUUAAAACGAAAAUUAGAAGAAAAAAUCGCUAUUUACAAGCUGGAAAGUGCAGAGGGGUGCCUCAGAAAGGAUUUCGAAGGCAGACUCAAAAGACUUAUUUUAUUUUCACAUUCCACAUUUGAAUUGACAUGGGGGGUUCUUACUCUACUAAAUUACCUUAAAUAUAUGUCUAAUGGAACUGACAGCCAACUGCUUAUGUUAAAGUUAAUUGAUUUAAAACUAGUUAGGAGUGGGGAGCAGGAUGUGGGGGGUUUUUGGAGUGCUCUGUUCAAAGGGCAGCUAAGUUUGACAGAUGUCAGUGUAGGGUUAUUUAAGAAUUCCGUAGUAACAGCUUUGGAGGUGACAGCUUUUUUUCUGCAAUUUCUGCAGACUUGGAAUAGUGAAAAAUCAAAUUACAAAAUGACAGAUUUGCCAGUGGUGCCACCACCACCACCUGACUGUAAAUCAAAACAAUACAAAGGAAAAUGUCCUUUGUGUUUGAAACAAUGGCUGAUUCCCACAGUUUUGCCAGUUUCAGGUUAUAUUUUUUGUUUUAGAUGUAUUUUAAGGUAUUUAAGUGAAAACCAAAAGUGUCCCAUAACAAAUUUGCCUGCUAAACCACUGGAUAUUGUUAGAUUAUAUGUUAAUGAAUAAAUUUUAUACUGUUUUAA
This is a messenger RNA of Brassicogethes aeneus, 1108 nucleotides long. NCBI's taxonomy places the organism in Eukaryota, Metazoa, Arthropoda, Insecta, Coleoptera, Nitidulidae. The record is from the annotation of a GenBank genome assembly.